This is a messenger RNA of Poecilia latipinna (sailfin molly), 3533 nucleotides long. RefSeq names its product matrix metallopeptidase 11a (gene mmp11a). Gene Ontology annotation, molecular function: metalloendopeptidase activity; zinc ion binding. Gene Ontology annotation, cellular component: extracellular matrix. NCBI's taxonomy places the organism in Eukaryota, Metazoa, Chordata, Actinopteri, Cyprinodontiformes, Poeciliidae. Gene Ontology annotation, biological process: collagen catabolic process; extracellular matrix organization; proteolysis. The record is from RefSeq and is a predicted model, not a curated record. The transcript has 8 exons. The coding region runs from base 151 to 1596 and encodes 481 amino acids.
AAACAGGGAACAAAGAAAUCAGAGUGUAUUUAAGGAGAAGUCGCCCCACAUCCUGGAGCCGUGUGACUCUCGGCACUGCACACCGCACACUGCGCCAAAAACACCCGCUGCACCUCCAUCCUGCGCGGCUCCGGACGGACGGCGGUGAGGAUGCGGACUUCUCUGGUCGUGUGCUUCUGCGUGUUUGCGCUGCAGUGUUUCCAGAGCAUGCUUGGUGCUCCAGUGCGCGGAGCCGGCAGGUACAAAGCGGCACCGGCCUCUGAGAAGUCCCCGGACCUGAAGAAGAGGGCGAAGCCUCCUCACCCUCAGGGUUCGGUGAAGGAAGCGAGUCCGUCCACCAACGCUUCCAACAUAUGGAAUCGGCCGCGCUGUGGCGUACCGGACUUCCCCAACCAGAAGGAGCUGCAGUACCGAGGUCGACACCGCCAGAGACGCUUCGUUCUGCAUGGAGGACGUUUUGACAAGAAGGAUCUCACCUACAAGAUCGAACGCUUCCCCUGGCAGAUGGACGAGGAGAAGGUGCGGCGCGUGAUCCAGGAGGCGGUGAAGAUCUGGAGCGAUGUCACGCCUCUCACUUUCACCGAGGUCCACAGGGGGAUCGCUGACAUCCGGAUCGACUUUUCCAGCUACUGGCAUGGAGACAACCUGCCGUUUGACGGUCCAGGUGGGAUUCUAGCUCACGCCUUCUUCCCGAAAACGCAUCGACAGGGCGACAUUCACUUCGACUACGACGAGUCCUGGACUCUGGGGAACUACAUGGGUACAGACCUUCUGCAGGUUGCCGCCCAUGAGUUCGGGCAUGUCCUGGGCCUGCAGCACUCACGUAAGCCCAAAACCAUCAUGUCCGCGUACUACUCCUUCUCCUACCCACUGAGGCUGAGCGAAGACGACAGACUAGGCAUCCAGUACCUGUACGGAGUUAAACCACAGGUCCUGCCCCCACCGCCAACCCCGGCUCCAAGGGCUCUGGUCCUCAAAACAGAGACCAACGAACUUAAUCCUGACGCCUGUCAGACGGACUUCGACGCCGUGUCGAUGAUCCGAGGGGAGCUGUUCUUCUUUAAGUCGGGUUACGUUUGGAGGAUCAGGGAUCCUGGAGGAUCGGCGCGUCUGGAGAGCGGGUAUCCGGCGCUGGCCUCCCGACACUGGAAGGGGAUCCCGACCAAGAUUGAUGCCGCCUUUGAGGACAAGUCAGGGAAUAUUUGGUUCUUUCAAGAUGAUAACUACUGGGUGUUUGACGCUGAGAUGCACAUCAGGGGCCCCGAGUCCAUCAGGAGUUUAGGAUUAUCCACAUCCAGCAUCCAGGCUGCACUUCGCUGGGGUCACGACCCUAACUACAGCAUCUACUUCUUCAAGUCCGGUAGCUACUGGAGGUUCAGUCCCCAGGAGAACCGGGUCGAGUCGCCCCAACCGCGCAGCAUGCAGUGCUGGACUGGCAUCCCUGAGGAUAUUGACGCUGCCUUCAGGGACACCCACGGCUUUGCUCAUUUCAUCCGAGGACGUCAGUACUGGAAGUUCGAUCCUGUCGCCAUGAACUCGUUGGAAGGUUACCCACGCUACGUCGGCAUGGAUUUCUUUGGGUGCAGGAACGAGUGAGUCUGUGAAGAUUCGCAUACCCUGAUUCCUUUGACGCAAAGAGGAGUUAAUGGAAUAAAAACUGCAGACUCAUGAGGACGAGACAAUUUUUACACCUGUUUAUGCUUCACUGCAUUUAUUGACACUCAGAUCAAUUUAUGCCUUCUUCUCAGGAAAAAAAAAACCCACCUUCCCUCAGAUCUGGCACCUCCUGUGCAGCUCUACUCGUAUUUAUUUUUGCACAUUUUUGUGUCACCAUGAGCCCGAGACCCUGGAUUCAGUCUCGCUUGAGCCAGAAACUGUUUAACAAACUGUUGUUCUCAGUGUGGUCAGUGUUGGAUGUUUCAGUUUGUGUUUUCAUCAACAACGCACCUCAGAGUGUUUGAAGAGUGACAUCAGACUCACAGCGGCGGUCAGUGGAGGGUUUAACUCUAGAAGUCAGUCAGCAAGUAGAUGAUAAUUUCCAGUCAUACUUCACUGUUUUACAAUCAGAAUCAAGAAAAUGGGGCUUAUACUGGAUUUGGACGCCUUAAAAAUGAGUCAAAGUGAGAUGGUUUUGUAAGGUCCUGCUAUGUUCUUUGCAGAGUCUUGCUAAGGUCUUUACAGAGUCUUGCUGAGGUCUUUACAGAGUCUUGCUAAGGUCUUUACAGAGUCUUGCUAAGGUCUUUACAGAGUCUUGCUAAGGUCUUUACAGAGACUUGCUGAGGGCUUUACAGAGUCUUGCUAAGGCCUUUGCAGAGUCUUGCUAAGGCCUUUGCAGAGUCUUGCUAAGGCCUUUGCAGAGUCUUGCUAAGGGCUUUGCAGAAUCUUGCUAAGGCCUUUGCAGAGUCUUGCUAAGGUCUUUGCAGAGUCUUGCUAAGGUCUUUGCAGAAUCUUGCUAAGGUCUUUGCAGAGUCUUGCUAAGGUCUUUGCAGAGUCUUGUUGAGGUCAUUGCAGAGUUGCUGCAAUUUUACAGAGUCUUCAACAAGCUAUCUGAAGUUUGACUCCAGCUAGCUUGGGUCUAAAGAUUAGCAUCUGUUCUAAACCAGACUCCUGUUUUUUUUGUUUUGUUUUGUUUUUUUUUUCAGUUAGUUGUUUGAGUUAAUUAGCAAAGUUGCUUUAAUGGCUGACAUUUUCAGCCUUGUAAGAACAAAGGAUCUAAAAAAUUACCAUUUAAAUGUUACUCUCUGAUGCUGUUUCAGUUUUUACCUGCCUCAAAACAAGCAUGAAAAAAAGCGAAUCCAGAGAACAGCAGAGGGUUACUUCAGGUCUAACCAUCGAGCCGUUGCACGUCAGAUUUAUAUAUUUUCCCGGGGACUCCGUGUGGCUUUGUUUGCACCGCUUCAACUGAUUUUAACCUCUGUCUGUAGAAGUUCUUAUGUUCUGUUUUUGUGAUUCAUGGUUUCCAAAAGCAGGAAAACAGAUCAAGUUGCAUUUAAUCAGUGCCUGAGGUUCGGUGUUUCUCCUUCAACCUGAGUCACAAAUAUGCGAAAAAUCUGGUCCUGGAUGCAAAACAAGAGUAAAUAUUUAUUUCUCUACGGGUUUGUUACACUUUUCUUACAUCUUUGCUGAUUGAGAAGGAGACAUUUGAAUCAUUUUUCAAGUUUGGACGUGAAUUGAACAACAGAGGAGUGACUUUGUUUGCUUUUACCACAGAUCCUCAUCUAUUUAUGUUCCUAUUUGAACUGAAAUAUUUUCCUCUUUUAAAUUUAAAAUAAUAAGAAAAGUUGAUUCUGCUGCAGCUGUUAAUGUCUGAUCUCACUCUUCUCACAUCAUGGUCGUAGAAUAAGCUGCAGUGCGCCAUCUAGUGGCCGGAACGGACCCUGAUGACGUCACUGCACAUCAAUCAAACGGUGCUCUGUGUUUUCUGUUAGUCAGGGAUGCAUUCAGGGACCGCAGCGGUUCUCCACUACUGGGGAAAUUAGUGGUAAACUAGUUCUGGUAAGCUGAAGUUAAAAAGCAUAUAAAAACUAAAAAUU